Rangifer tarandus platyrhynchus (Svalbard reindeer) is the source of this 696-nucleotide messenger RNA. The record is from the annotation of a GenBank genome assembly. NCBI's taxonomy places the organism in Eukaryota, Metazoa, Chordata, Mammalia, Artiodactyla, Cervidae.
AUGCGUAACAUGGUACCUUUGGGGACAAUGCUUCUGACGUGGCUCCCUCUGAGGUUAAAUGGAGCGACAAGAGUGCGACCAUUUUCCGCGACAAGUAGUACAAAAGGCUGGGGAGACGUCUCUGGUGGCGGGAGGCGAGCUGGCUCCGUGCGGACUGUCAUUGCGACCCGGUUCCACCGCCUCCGAGGCCCGCUUCUCCGGUCCUCCUGCGCCGCUGGGCCUCCUUGUGGCUGUGCUCCCUGGAGAGUUCCCGCCCCUCCAUUCCUCAAAGCUAUGCUCUCUUUCUCAGAAAAAGAGCCCGCAGUGGCCCCCAACAGCACAUGGUUGCGGCCAUCUUGGGGGCGGGGCCAGCCCAUUAAAGAGGGGUUAUGGUCUCAGCUAAACGGGAAGUGCCAUUUUGGCUACAAAACAUGGCUUAUGAAUACCACUACAAGGGUAACAGUCAUGGAUGAUCCAAAAGUAGUAGAUUCAGUGGAGGAUUUGGUGCCAGAGACUAUCGACAGAGUAGUGGUGGCAGCAGUUCCAGCUUCAGCAGCAGCCACACCAGCAGCAGCCACAGUGGUGGAGGUGGCCAUGGAAGCAGCAGAGGGUUUGGUGGAGGUGGCUAUAGAGGCUUUUACAACAGUGAUGGAAUUGGAGGAAAUUAUAACUCCCAGGGGGUUGACUGGUGGGGUAACUGAACCUGCUUUGCAGUAG